Molecule: messenger RNA, 450 nt
Organism: Phytomonas sp. EM1
Lineage: Eukaryota; Euglenozoa; Kinetoplastea; Trypanosomatida; Trypanosomatidae
Source: the annotation of a GenBank genome assembly
AUGUUUCACAACAAAUAUAUCACCCCCCACCCUUCUGUGAACGUGCUUGCUGACAUGAUUUCCAACCAUAACUCAUCUAUUCAUGCGAUGGAUAAAAAUGUACAUGACGAUCCUAAAGAUCAAGUGACGACGAGCUUGGAGCGUGGUUCUAACGUCGAUUCAUGCGUAGUGGCCGGUCUUCAGGACGAUGAUACAUUUACCUCGACUUUUGCGAUCUCCACUAAUCACGAUAUAAAUGUGGCGAAGCCUAAGCGGAGUCGAAGGCCACGCGGUAAAAAAGUAUCGAACAGUUUUGAGGGUACCUCUGCUGCUGAUGGAAGGAAAGAUAAGGAAAUUAAUAAGACGCGAAAGCGUCAAAGAAAAGUACCCUGCGCUGAUGCUGAUAAAGGACCUACUGUUUUGAGCGAUUCUAAUCAAUCAAGCGUGACUGAGACGGAGUUUAAGGUAUAA